Cicer arietinum (chickpea) is the source of this 654-nucleotide messenger RNA. NCBI's taxonomy places the organism in Eukaryota, Viridiplantae, Streptophyta, Magnoliopsida, Fabales, Fabaceae. The record is from RefSeq and is a predicted model, not a curated record.
AUGGCGGGUAAUAGGCGUGGAAUGAAUGACGCGCUUGCCGAGGCUCUCAGCUUGAUGGCUGCAGCCAUGCGAGAACAAACAAAGACUAUUCGUCAGUUAAGAGGAUCCAAUAUCCCAGCGACAACAACCGUAGACCCUCAAUAUGUAAGAAUUUCUGAAUUCCGAAAGAACAAUCCACCACCAUUUCGAGGAAGUUCUGAUCCAGUUGAGGCAGAAGAAUGGUUGCUGAAGUUAGAGAAAAUAUUUCGAGUAAUGCGGUGCAGUGAUGGUCAAAGAGUGGACCUUGUCGUUUAUAUGUUAGAGUCCGAUGCUGAGCAUUGGUGGAAUUGUGCUAGAGGAGGUCUACUUACACAAGGAGUUCCCAUUACUUGGGAUGGGUUUAAAGAGAUAUUUCUAGGAAAGUAUUUUACCCACAAUGAUCGCAUUCAAAAAGAAACAGAGUUUCUUAAUCUUCGUCAAGGAGAUAUGUCUGUUGCAGAGUAUGUAGCCAAAUUUGAAGCCCUAUCAAGGGUGGCUGAGCAAAAGAUGCAAGCGCUGGAAGCUGAGAAACCGAAGGAGAAGUUUAACCCUGUUGGAAAAAGGUUUCACAAUAAGGACAAUAAAUUUCAGAAGAAUCUACGUCCUGUUCCCACAAUUUCAAAGGACAAGCUUUGA